Molecule: messenger RNA, 1270 nt
Organism: Bipolaris sorokiniana ND90Pr
Lineage: Eukaryota; Fungi; Ascomycota; Dothideomycetes; Pleosporales; Pleosporaceae
Exons: 1
Coding region: 231-950 (239 amino acids)
Biological process (GO): peptidyl-lysine dimethylation; peptidyl-lysine monomethylation
Cellular component (GO): cytoplasm
Molecular function (GO): protein-lysine N-methyltransferase activity
Source: RefSeq, a predicted model, not a curated record
UAUUUCGGAGCAUGCGGAACUAAAUAGUUACCAGGCCCAAGCAAUCAUAUGUCUAGUCUGCAGGGUUCCUGAACGAGCAUACUAGCCGGCACCGCGGGGUAUCAGGAACCGUCAAUUGCCCCUCCAAAAGUUUACCCAUCUUCGCAGCGCAUCCCACAUUUAACAGCCACAAUCUUUGCUUUCACUCUUAUCACCCCCAAACAUAAGAAAAACGGUCAAAAACACCAAAAAUGACAGCCCCUACGCAUCUCGAUCCCUCCGAAUUAGGUACAAAAUCCUACUGGGACGCAGCCUACACAACGGAGCGCAAAAACUUUGCCGCAAACGCCUCAGAUGAAGGCACAAUCUGGUUCAGCGACGCCGGCGCCGAAGAGCGCAUGCUAUCUUUCCUCGAAGACCUCAGCGACGAAGGCCAAAUUCACAAAGAGGACAACGACGAAAACAAGGGGGCACGAUUUCUAGAUUUGGGCACGGGAAACGGGCACUUGCUGUUUGCGCUGCGCGAGGACGAGUGGAGUGGAGAAAUGGUUGGUGUGGAUUACUCAACGGAGAGCGUUACGCUUGCUACGUCGAUUCGCGAUGCGAAAGAUGAGGCGUAUGCGGAUAUUGCGUUUUAUGAGUGGGAUAUCUUGUCACAGGCGCCCGGUGCGUGGCUGGGUGAGGGCUUCGAUGUUGUGCUGGACAAGGGCACGUUUGAUGCGAUUUGCCUGUCGCAAGAACAGGAUGCGCAGGGGCGCAGGAUAUGUGAGGGAUACAAGGAAAAAGUUGAGCCGUUGGUGAAGAAGGGGGGGAGGUUUCUCAUCACGAGCUGCAAUUGGACAGAGGAGGAGCUGAAAGAAUGGUUUGGAGGCAGAGGAUUGCAAUUUGAUGGCAAGGUCAAAUAUCCGAGUUUCACGUUUGGAGGCAAGACGGGAAGCAGUGUGGUUACGCUUUGCUUCAAGAGGGUGUGAGCGGUGCUCUCUGCUAUGAUCGAACGGGCCGCCGUAAUCGCGCAACGAUGAGCCACUUUUUCCGCUCGCCCAUAUUCUCCAGGCCGCCAUCGCGCUCCUUUUCCCACGGCCGCCGCUGUCCGUCUGCAUCCAUUUCGUAUAUCUCCUCGAUCUCGAGGCCUUGCUCUGGUACAACCUCCUCAAAGAAGGGCGCGACCUUGGCACGGCCUGUGUGGAAACCCGCGAUACAGUAUACACGCGCGUCAGGCGUGUCCGUGAGGAAGUGUAUCAUCGACUUUGCGAGAUUCUCAUGCUCUCCAGGCAUCCAGAAGCAGUCUGCU